AUGCACCCGCGAAACCCGGCCAACCACCCGCUACGGAUUUUUCAAAGGGCCAAAGAGCAGGGCAAGAUUGUGCAUGUGGCCGGGCCCAUGGUCAGAUACUCGAAGUUGCCCUUUCGUCAAACCGUCCGCGAUCUGAGUCCACAUGUCAUUGUGUAUACCCCGAUGAUUUUAGCCAGGGAGUUUGUGCGGGCCAAAGUUGCCCGAGACUCGGACUUUACCACGAACGAGACCGAUUCGCCCCUGAUUGUGCAGUUCGGCACAAACAACGAGCUGGAUCUCGCCCGAGCCGCCAUGAUGAUAAAACCCUACUGUGAUGGGAUUGGAAUCAACUGCGGCUGUCCAAUUAAGGAGCAGAAUCGCGAAGGCAUAGGUGCAGCGCUGAUGAGCGAGCCCGAAAAGGUCGCUGGAAUGGUGAGGGCCGUGAAAGAAGCCUGUGGCCCCGAGUUCUGUGUCGAGGUGAAGAUUCGAAUCCAUACGGAUCUGGACGAGACGGUCAGGUUCGCUAAAAUGAUCGAGAGUGCCGGUGCGGACUAUAUCACGGUGCAUGGCCGUCGCAAAUGCGAUCGAUCCAGCUUGCCAGUCAACUUGGAGGGUAUUCGUCGCGUCAAAGAGGCAGUGUCCUGUCCGGUGGUUGCGAACGGUGAUUGCUUUACCCCCAGUGAUAUGAAUCGCAUUGUUAGUGCCACUAAUGCCGAUGGCGUCAUGUCGGUGCGAGGCAUCCUUGCCAAUCCGGCAAUCUUUGCCGGCUACGAUGUUACACCAUGGCGAGCCGUAGAGCUGUUCUGGGACUACGCAAUGGCAUACGGAUUGCCGUUCCAGUUAAUCCAGCAUCAUAUGAACGAGAUGCUGAACUUUGAGCUCACAAGAAGAGAACGAAAAGGCCUGAACUUUGCUCAGUCAACCGUCGAACUGCUGGAUUGGUUUGACGAACGAUUCGAUCUUAAGCGCAGAGGUGACGAAGGAUUCGGCGAACGAGACAAUUGGCCUUGGAAGGUGGAACGCGAACGAGACAACGAAAAUGAUAUCGAACCGGAGCCUGCCGUGUAA
Molecule: messenger RNA, 1047 nt
Organism: Wickerhamiella sorbophila
Lineage: Eukaryota; Fungi; Ascomycota; Dipodascomycetes; Dipodascales; Trichomonascaceae
Product: tRNA-dihydrouridine(20a/20b) synthase [NAD(P)+]
Exons: 1
Coding region: 1-1047 (348 amino acids)
Biological process (GO): tRNA processing
Molecular function (GO): flavin adenine dinucleotide binding; tRNA dihydrouridine synthase activity
Source: RefSeq, a predicted model, not a curated record